AUGGCUGCUCAGCCAUCCGCGUCCACGUCUACGGCGCCGGCAACGGACCCGGCCUCAGGCUCCGACCAGGGUGCUUCUGCAAACUCCCCGAACAAUAUGCCGGUGCGCACAAAGGAGUCAUAUGAUAAGCUUAUGGUUGAGCGAUUCAUCACUCGCGAUGCCAUCGCCGCCGCCGCGCUUGGUGGUCAACUCGACCAGACCCGUAGAAUAGUGAGCGAUACGCGCGAUAAGAUUCAGGAGUAUCGCCAGGUUCGCACCGACUUUCGCCAAUGGUUCCCCUCAUCAAGGCUCUACGGCGAGGGCUACAAUGGCUUCGCCAAUGGAUACACAGAAAACCAAGGACCUUCACGAAUUAUCUAUCCCUCCCAGAAACCUCGACCUGGUCAACGGACGACACCUCCUCUCAAGUACAAGCGCAAGGAUAUGCUCAAGCAGGCUGAGCAGCACGAGGAGCUGGUACCUUUGCGAUUGGAGGUUGAAUGGGACAAGAUCAAGCUGCGCGAUACCUUCACUUGGAACCUGCACGAGAGACUCCUCCAGAUCGAACUAUUCGCCGCACAACUUGUCGAAGAUAUGGGUCUGAAGCCCCCUGCAUCCCAACCGGUGUAUGAACAGGUUGUGCAUCAGAUGCGCGAACAGCUCAACGACUUUUACCCGUUGGUAUACUCCGAAGACGAUGCGCUUGAUCCCGAACUGCCAUACUCAGCCUAUAAAAAUGACGAGAUGCGAAUCCUCAUCAAGUUGAAUAUCACAAUUGGUCAGCAUACCCUUGUUGACCAAUUCGAAUGGGAAAUCAACAACCCCUCCAACUCACCAGAGGAGUUUGCUACCAACAUGGCACGAGACCUGUCCCUAUCAGGGGAGUUCACAACCGCUAUUGCACACUGUAUUCGAGAGCAAGUCCAACUCUUCACAAGGAGCUUAUAUAGCGUUGGACAUCCCUUCGAUGGGCGUCCAGUUGAGGACCCUGAUCUUAUCGGCGCAUUCCUCCAGACCCCUUUACCUACAGUCUUCCGACCUCAGCAACAGGCCAAGGAGUACGCACCAUACCUUUAUGAGCUCAGCGAAGCCGACUUGGAAAGGAACGAGACGAUAUUCUCCCGUGAGCAGCGACGACAGAAGCGAUCGAUCAACAGACGAGGAGGUCCUCAACUACCAGAUCUGAGAGAGAGGCAAAGGACCAUUCGAACACUCGUCGUUUCGUCUGUCUUGCCUGGAGCUGCUGCCACGAUUGACGAGAGUCGGUUGUACAAGAGGGCUGCUGGCCCCAGAACGAAGCGUGUUGUACGUGACGGAGAAAUCUCAGACUCAGAUGAGAGCGACGACUCGGGCCCCGAAUCACCUGCCCCGUCACAAAUUCCAGGCGGCACUGCUCGAACGCGCGGUAUGCGCGGAGCUGCGUCGGCAGCCCAGCAGAGAAUGGCCAACAUUGGCCGAUCGGAAACCCCUGAAAUCAGUUCCAUCUCACAUCAUCACGAGACAAGGACUUCCCGCCGAUUCAGAGAAGAAACAGAAGAGCCUACACAGAUGAUCGUGACACUCAGGCUUCCGCGCGAUAAGCUGAGGCGCUUGAUGAACCGUGACUAUUCCGACUUGAGAGCACCAUCUCAGACACCCGUGGCUUUCCCACGAGCACCCAGCUCAUCUGCGGCAAGAUCUAUGCCUCCACCGCCUUCUACCCCGUCAAACGCCAAUCCUCAUGCGUCCAUGACACCCUCUUCGUCUCUCCCGCCAGGCCAAAUAGGCCGACUACCAGCCCCUCCCACGGUCCCCGGGCAACAAGCUUCGAUUCCACAACCCCCGCCCCCUGAAUGGCUCGUCGCCGCCCUAAAGGAAUUAGAGAAGACGUACAAUCGUGGCGACAGGUUCGAGGCCAUGAUGAAGUACUCUUUCCUUGACCCUGUGACAGAGUUGCCUAUUCAAGGUCAACCAUUGCCUGAAGGUGUAAAAUAUGCCUGGCUGCCACGCAUCCGCUGCCUUGACUGCACAACUAAGCUCUACACACCUGGCCCAGAAAUGACAGUUAAGAAGUUCGAGGCUCAUCUCGAGUUCUCGGGCCACAAGAAUGCAGUCGCUAGACGUGUAGCAAUGGAGGCGGCUAACUCCUAA
Fusarium sp. VM40 is the source of this 2109-nucleotide messenger RNA. NCBI's taxonomy places the organism in Eukaryota, Fungi, Ascomycota, Sordariomycetes, Hypocreales, Nectriaceae. The record is from the annotation of a GenBank genome assembly.